Molecule: messenger RNA, 291 nt
Organism: Staurois parvus
Lineage: Eukaryota; Metazoa; Chordata; Amphibia; Anura; Ranidae
Source: the annotation of a GenBank genome assembly
UCAUAAAUGGCGCCUGCCAUUUUGGACUGUGCGUGCUCUCUGGGAGCGCGAGGCACCGCGAUCCGGUGCCGCUGUGUCCGGAACACCGAUCGCUGUACGGGACCUCUGUGUGUGGUCCCGAUCAUUGAUCAGCCAAUCAGUGAUCACAUGAAUAGGUGUAAGCAAGAUGUCACUUCUGACAUCAUUGCUUACUACAUGUGAAAUCUGUGAAUGAUCACAGAGAUCACAGGGUACAAGGCUAUUCACAACAGCCUUGUACCAUGUGACAAGCUGUAACCAAUCACAGCUCUC